GCGGCGCUUUGGUAAAGCUCGAGAGGAAAAGGAGCGGUUCGGAGUGAGACUUCAGGAAUCACCGGACGCCCGGGUUUGCCCAGUGCGCGGCGGCUGCGCGCGCCGUCCACAAGGAACCCUCCAUUCAGAAGAAAUGCUGUGGUGCUUCCCUUUACCCACACGAAAUGGAACCCAAGACACUAUGCAGCUGAAGAAAAAAUUACCGCCUCCUUACAAAUGAGAGAUUUUCAAGUCUACAUAGUUUCCAACUGCAGGAAAAUAACCAUCAGCUUCUCCACAGUGUAGAUUAGAACAGGGGAAAAUGAACAUUACUAACUGUACCCCAGAAGCCAGUGUGGCUGUGAGACCCAAGACCAUCACUGAGAAGAUGCUCAUUUCCAUGACUCUGGUGCUCAUCACCACCCUGACCAUGCUGCUAAACUCGGCCGUGAUCAUGGCCAUCUGCACCACCAAGAAGCUCCACCAGCCUGCCAACUACCUGAUCUGUUCUCUGGCUGUGACAGACCUCCUGGUGGCCAUGCUCGUCAUGCCCUUGAGCAUCAUGUACAUCGUCAUGGACAGCUGGAAGCUGGGGUACUUCAUCUGCGAGGUGUGGCUGAGUGUGGACAUGACCUGCUGCACCUGCUCCAUCCUUCAUCUCUGUGUGAUUGCCCUGGACAGGUACUGGGCCAUCACCAACGCUAUUGAGUAUGCCAGGAAGAGGACCGCCAAGAGGGCCGGGCUGAUGAUCCUCACAGUCUGGAGCAUCUCCAUCUUCAUCUCCAUGCCCCCUCUCUUCUGGAGGAGCCACCGCCAACUCAGCCUGCCCCCUAGUCAGUGCACCAUCCAGCACGACCACAUCAUCUACACCAUUUACUCCACACUUGGGGCAUUUUACAUCCCCUUGACUUUGAUACUGAUUCUCUAUUACCGGAUUUACCGUGCAGCCAAGAGCCUUUACCAGAAAAGAGGAUCAAGCCGGCACUUAAGCAACAGAAGCACGGAUAGCCAAAAUUCGUUCGCCAGUUGUAAACUGACACAGACUUUCUGUGUGUCUGACUUCUCCACCUCAGACCCUCCCACAGAGUUUGAAAAGAUCCACACCUCCAUCCGGAUCCCUCCCUUUGCCCGUGACCUAGAUAACCCGGGAGAACGCCAGCAAAUCUCCAGUACCAGGGAGCGCAAGGCAGCACGUAUCCUCGGACUGAUUUUGGGUGCAUUCAUCUUGUCCUGGCUGCCAUUCUUCAUCAAAGAGCUGAUUGUAGGUCUGAGCAUCUACACCGUGUCCUCUGAAGUGGCCGAUUUUUUGACAUGGCUUGGUUAUGUUAAUUCUCUGAUCAACCCUCUGCUCUACACAAGUUUUAAUGAAGACUUUAAGCUGGCUUUCAAAAAGCUUAUUCGGUGCCGAGAACAUACUUAGAUUGUAAAAAGCCAGAAGGCAUGACUUUUACCAGCCUCGUGAGUGCACGGGGGUAAGGGGUGCAACUUAUUAAUUCUUGAACAUAGUUGGUUCAGGAGGUUUGUAAGUAUGUGUGGUCUUGGUUUUUGUUUGUUUGUUUUCUGUUUCGUUUGAGGCUUGUUAUUGGGUGUGCUGUUUUCUACCUCUGGUCUUAUUUGUGGUACCUACUUGCAAAUAAACACUAUCAUACAAAAACAGAAAUUUCACAGGAGUAAUAAUAAGGUAAAAUAGUAAAUACUUUUUACUUUUUUAGCCAUUUCAGUUAACCCUGCGAUUAAAGAAUACCAAAAUAAAUCUUCAUUUGGAGAAUUUCUUAUUACUUAUAAAUCAAAUAUCUGAUAACUUGCCCUGGUGUGUGGCAUUAAUUCUGAGCAUAUGGAUCCAGAUGCUUACCGAUUCCAGUGGAAAUUGCAUGACCACAUACAGCAGUAAAAGAAAAAAAAGUGGUGUGCUGUCAUCUACUGCUUGCAGACCUGAUCUAAAGCCACUUAUUAUGAUUACAUGGCCCACUCCUUUCCAGCACAAAUAGUACAGCUGGCAUGUCUUCUUAGUUCAUGAUUAAAUACACAUCCUCAUUCUCUAAAAAGAACUUGGAAUGAAUGUACUGGCACUUUCCUAGGUCUUUGACUAUGAAUGUGAAACAUAAGCAAAUAGUAUUAUAAAACAA
Molecule: messenger RNA, 2105 nt
Organism: Balaenoptera acutorostrata (minke whale)
Lineage: Eukaryota; Metazoa; Chordata; Mammalia; Artiodactyla; Balaenopteridae
Gene: HTR1E
Product: 5-hydroxytryptamine receptor 1E
Exons: 2
Coding region: 302-1399 (365 amino acids)
Biological process (GO): G protein-coupled receptor signaling pathway, coupled to cyclic nucleotide second messenger; chemical synaptic transmission
Cellular component (GO): plasma membrane; dendrite
Molecular function (GO): G protein-coupled serotonin receptor activity; neurotransmitter receptor activity
Source: RefSeq, a predicted model, not a curated record